Messenger RNA from Opisthorchis viverrini, 909 nucleotides. RefSeq lists its product as hypothetical. Bases 1 to 909 code for a protein of 302 amino acids. The transcript is spliced from 5 exons. NCBI's taxonomy places the organism in Eukaryota, Metazoa, Platyhelminthes, Trematoda, Opisthorchiida, Opisthorchiidae. The record is from RefSeq and is a predicted model, not a curated record.
AUGUCAUCCUGCGACAAAUCCCUGAGGCAGCUGGGACUGGAGCUAACUACUGGCCCUAUGGGUAAAACAACUAAGGCCGGUUGGGGCCCCACAACACCAAUACGACCUAAAUGCUAUCAGUUUGAACAACAAACCACAAUCCCCAUUGCUGGUGAAAUCCCCACACAAACCUGCCCUCCAUCCCACUAUGAAGACAGUACGACUUUACCCCCAGACUGCCUCGUAGCACGAUUACUCGUAGUACGGGGUCUCGCUGUUCUUGGUCUGGCUGCUCCCCUUUGGCCUUCCUGGCAUGAUUGCACCUUGUGGAACGAAGUUCCAACCAGUGUAACCCGCGGGAUCGUUGCAGCACUCAAGCCCGACCACCACGUCAAGGUGGCAGCUUUAGAGGACUCAUCGGACACCGAUUGUCUGUAUCGUCUAGUGAGCGUAGCAACUACUCAUGUGCUGACGCGCCCACGUACACGCAAACGGACCUACAUAUGGGGAAACCGAACGCAGUCAGCACAUACAGACUCGCGCGCGCGCAGAGAGCAGGAAUUCAACCGCUCUCCACAAGUCCACGGACAAUUAUGGAACCCGUGUAGCAGUCGCACUGCGGAGAAAAACACGGUCCCGCCGUCCGGACUUUCACCAAGGAACCCUCACAUCGUCCUCACUGACAGCAUAACAUCCGAAUUCAAUAAUGGGGCUUCGAUACCGUACAACCAUAAUUUAUUUGAAGGCAUUAUUGUGAAGGAAAGAAUACACAUAGAUGAAGAGGGCAACGUCAAGUGCCUACAUCUCCAGCUACUCAUUCAGGCAAUCUGGAUAGCAACCGACAACAAACAGAAACUAAAGCCGACUAGCGCCCAUAUCAUGCAGCGUCUCCAACCAUGCACAGGAGGAUUCACUCGAACCCCAUCCUGA